This is a messenger RNA of Hyposmocoma kahamanoa, 15036 nucleotides long. RefSeq lists its product as uncharacterized. The coding region runs from base 205 to 15036 and encodes 4943 amino acids. The record is from RefSeq and is a predicted model, not a curated record. NCBI's taxonomy places the organism in Eukaryota, Metazoa, Arthropoda, Insecta, Lepidoptera, Cosmopterigidae. Gene Ontology annotation, molecular function: calcium ion binding. The transcript has 13 exons.
GCACCGCGGACCUUUCGAAUAUCGAAUACCACUACUGGCUAGAAACAACGACACGAAAUGUCAAAAAAAGAAUAAAUUCUGAAUUGGAAAUUUUUGACCAAAAACAAAGUGCGUGUUAAUUAUUUUUGAAAUUGUGUCGUCAGAAGCUGUAAACUUUCGUUACGUUAUUUUUAAAUAAUGAAAUAUUGAAGUGCAAAAAGUGAAAUGCUGCAACCCAGAUUGUAUAGUGGUAGUGCCAAAAUGCAAGGAUCGAGGAACUUUGUCCGGUGGUGCGUGUGCGCACUUCUGUGUAUCAGUUUAGUUACAUGUCAAGAUAUAAAUAAUGACGAAGAACUAACAAGGAUAAAAAGGGAAAAUGUUCCGGAAAACAGGGACUUGACAGUACUCCUCGUAAACGACAAAGCGAAAGAAUACAAUACGAAGAUUGGACGUUACCAUAGUGUGAAACCUCUUAUUGGCUUACUCACGUCUACGGCAAGAACUUUUAUCCAAGAUGGAGUAACAACUGAGUUUGCUACACAAAUCUUAGGAACUACUCUUAAUAAUGGUCGGAUCUAUGCUCAGCUUUUGACAAAGUCGUCCCUUAUACUUUAUAAUAAACCUUCCAAUGUAGAAGAUUCUGUGGUUGUCAAACCCACACGCGUACAUUCUGCUUUUGAUGGCGAAUGGAACGUCAAGCAAGAUCUAGGCUUCAUUGACCCGGAAAAGUUUAUACUCAAGAACACUGAUUAUUUAGCGCCUAGCAGUAAAAUGGACAUAGUUUACGCUAGUAAAGCUUCUCAGGAUAAUAUUAAAUAUUGGAGUCCUCCUACCUCUUCUGACAAUCAGGAUAAUCAAAUCUAUGAUGAACCAACUGGAAGGAGAGUACAAGCAGUUAACGAAAUUCCUAGAUACAGUCCCAAUGAAGCCUUCAACUUCCUUGACGGUCCAGCAGAUAACGAAAAAAAAAUUGAUUUAGUCUUACAACCUUCAAUUUUAGAAAGUGUAAGUACAUUACACCGUCAAAGUAAAGCUUAUGAGGUAGACACAGAACCUAUUAAAGUAGAUUCUCGUGUAAAAGAUGAUACAUUGAACGAAUCAGCGAUUGUUAAGGUUAAGCCCAAUAACGAUUUGCCAACAUUUACGAUAAAAAACGAAUUUUCUCCGAUAUUUUAUUACAUUGACAACGUUGAGACCCGUAGCUCUGCGCAGCAAGCCGGCUUACAAACAAAACUCCCUAAGAAAUUGUUCGGACAAAAAAGCGAGCCUAGACCAAAGAAAACUUUCACGUAUGCUGGAUUUGCUGAUUUCACAACUAUUGUAGGUGACACAGUCAUUAUCUUCACACCUAACACUGAAAUAGGUAGUCCUCAAAAUCCUGGCGAAGUUAAUGUAUUCCCAUCUGCCAAGCGUGUGGAUAAACUAGCUUCCAAAAUAACCUUCUUAUCCGCUGAUAUUCCUGUUGCUACAUCCACAUAUAAAGCUCAUGAAUAUAAUACUGCUACUAAACUUACUACUCCUGGUAGUGACGAUAAUAGAUCCGAGAAGGCUCUAUACAACGACGAAGAGAGCUUGAAGAAGGUUCUCUAUGAAGUUGACAAGAUGCCAGAUUCCAUUAGUGUGCAGUAUAAUAAUGGUUUUGAUCUAAACUUAGACGUCAUUCAACCUUCAGAGGCAGCGGUGAUAACUACUGAAAGUACUCGACUUACUGAUAAUCUUGAAGUUAUUCCUAUUCAGGAUGUUAAUGCCCAAGCUACUGAAUCUUUACCUCCUCUAAAACCUACUGCUACUAUUAUAGAGGAUUCUAAGGAAUCUGUUGUAACUGAAAGCGAUAUUUUGGAUAUGUUCACCAAUUCUGAAGAAGAAGUAGACAAUACUGCCGCAGAAGUUACAGAAAAGGAAGAAGAAAACGAAGACACGAUUACUGAAACUUUGGACAUUAUGACUACGACUGAAAGUGGUCACAGCGAAGAAUCUGAGGAAAUUGAGACCACUACAGAAACGAAACAUGAUAUCUCAGAUGAUGUUAUUUGUACCGAUGGUUUGGAGAUUCAGUCGACAAUGACAACUGCUUACAAAACUUUAACCUAUUUGACAACUUAUUUUAUUCCUGUAGAGAGUACUGAGACAACUACCUCGGUGAAAUCUAAUGUUGUAGUUGAAAGUAAUGUAGGAUACCUUACUAAUACUGUUUGCAGAACGAAUAUUGAUAUUAACCCUACAGAAGUUAUUUCUGUAGAUAUAAAAUCUUCUGUUCAUAGUAGUUUGGAACAACAUGAAUCUUCAUCUGAGGAAACUGUAGUCAAAUCUCCUCCAGCUGAAGCAUCUACGGAGAGUGCAUUUAAAACUACACAGUCUGAUGCAGCUACUACUCAAGAAGAACAAGAAGUUAGUUCUGUAGAGAACCAAACUAACGCCGAAGUGUCAGAAGCAAAAGAAACGACAAGCACUACAUCCACAACAACCACAGAGCGUGUCGACAUAUCUGUAAGCACUGAAAAAUCUACUACACCCGUUGAAAAAACUACACCCAAAGGCGAAGACGAUGUAUUGAGUGAAGAAAAUGAAAUUGAUCUAAUUUACAAGACUUUGUACACUACUUAUACUUACUUCACAACUUUCUUCGGUGAUCAGACAUCAAGUGUAGCCAGUCACAAAUCUGUGGUUACAAAUAUCAUUACUUCAACCAUCAACCUUUCCAAAUUGGACCCAUCAUUACUUGGAGCUUUCGACGAUGACGAAAUAGCGCCAACUAGCGUAGGAAUCGGUCGACCCACAGAAUCAUUUGCUAUUAAUAGCAUUAUUGACCUAGUUAAGAACAAAGAUGUUAUCGAAUCAGUCGAAAAUGAUGAUAGGUACAGUUCGCAAACUCCGACUCCUUCUUUAAGCGAUGAUGUUAUCGCUAGUAUCAAACCUGAUGCAGUGAAAACAUACUAUACAACUUAUACAUUCUUUACAACGAUUUAUGUUGGCUCAGAUGCUAAUAUAUGCAGUAGGAGCGAGGUAUAUACCAACUAUGUCGGACCUGAUGAACUCAUACCAACAAAAGUAAAUCCUUUGGCUGUACAAAAUACAAGAGCUCAAUUUGACUUUAGAAACUGUAAGCAAGUGAAACGUACUCCACCAGUAAAUCCCGAAGAGAAUUCUUCUAUUGAAACUAGUGUUAGUAUGGAACAGAAAAACCAAUCAGAAGAAACAAGCAAGGAAAUUAGCAAGGAAAGUAGUCCACAACAACCUACAAAGCCCCUUGAGGUAGAUAUGCUAUUCAGCGUUGAAUCAAAUCCUGUAGAAACUGAAAACUCCUAUGUUACUGAUGUAAAAUCCUCUUCUUCGAAAGGUGAAAGGAAGUAUUUAGAAAAUAACAAUGUCUUAGAUGAUCAAAUUAGUUCAGAAAGCAACAUAGAAGAAAUCAUGCCGUCACCUACUUUGUUACUCCAAACUAGUUACACUACAUUUACUUAUUUCACUACAAUGUACAUUGGUAAAGACUCUAGUAAAGUGAAGAGUCGUCUUGAAACUAUUACUAACGUUGUCACUGAAACUAUAAUGCCCAAGAAAGAAUUGGAAGAGGAGAAUAAUUUACCUAUCACUUAUUAUACGACGUUCACUUAUUGGACUACAUUGUAUAAAGAUAAAUCCACAACAAUCACAAGUCGCGAAGAGAUUGUUUCCAAUGUCGUUACACCUUCAGUUCAAGCAGUACCCACAGUUAGUCCCAUUGAUACCACACCAAUUGAUGUUGACAGCGUUUUGCCACCAAAAGACUUAGAAGUUGAAUUAAAACCUUCUUUAGUAGAUGACAGUUUGGAGCACGAUGACGGUAAAGCUACUUUCUAUACUACAUACACUUAUUUCACUACAUUCUAUUCUGGCAAUACAUCUCAAGUUAGAAGUAGCUUAGAAACCGUUACCAAUAUUGUCGAUAAUACUAAGGUUGUUGAAGAUAAUCAACUAGGACGUAAAGUACCAACGGGGCCAGCGGAUAAAAAUCUUGUCCAAGAUAAUGAAAAGGGUAAAAAACCCAUUAUUUCUCCAACAAUAGUCAAAGAAGAGAUUAAGCCCACAAAACAACCGGAUCUUGGCUCAGUAGCACCUUCAGUACUCGUGGGUACUUAUAUUGACAACCUAUUCGCUGAAGUAAAAUCAGGUGACACGACGACACAAAAUUCGAAUAGUGAAAAGAAAAUAUUGUUUUCACAAGUAGCUGUGAUAUCUGGAGAUUCUACUGUAGUAACAAGUGACAACAAGACUUUGGAUACUGAAAAGGCUAUUGGCUCUACUACUGCGACAACUGCUGAAGGAUCUAUUAUUACACCUGCUCCUGAAGUUAUACAGAGCUCAGUUAGUGAAGCCGAAACGUCCACAGAUUUUAAAUCUGAAGACGAAGAAGAAGAUGAAGAUGGUAACUCAAGAAAGAAGAGUCGACUUACGUUUACUACUAAGAAACCUACGUUCACCCCAGUAAUUAUACCUUUCGCUUCAAGGAACAGGCCAACUUUUAGUCCUAAGCGUGUUCCUUCACCUAGCGCCACAACUAUUACCAGGCAAGAUUUUACGCCCACUAUCACGGCUACGCCAACACUGAAAUCUGUUAGAGCUUCAGGAUUUGGUGGAAGCCGAGGCAGAGCUUCAGCGGUGCCUGGUUCUUUAGCACCAGGAAGACGGUUUUCAGGGCGAAAUAGCGCAAUCGUCAAUAUUUCAGGUAAUAUCCCAUCUGCUUCAAGGUCUGGUAGCUUUGGUAGAGGAUCUAUUCAACCUACUUCAAGACGAACUGGUUUUAGAUCUAGUUCUUUAAGAGGAAGCGUAGAUUUCGCUAGUAGGUCCGCAGUUCCAAGAAUAAGACCAACCGCAACGUCAAGGUUGAGAGGUGGACGUCAAUCUGCAUCAAUAUCUCUGCCACCACCUGACCAAAAUGAGUCUGAGACACCUGCGACUCAACAGGAAGAAAACGCAACUGAGUCUUUAGAUGAAGUAACCGAAGUUCCAACUAGGACUACAAACAAUCCGCUUUUAAGAUUCAGAAGACCACCAAUAGCCAGACAACCAGGUACUGCUAUUACUCCCAGAUCUACAACCCCGUCAGCAAGACGGGGCUCAUUUACUACCCGUGGUCGUUUAACAACUACUACUAGAAGGACAACAACUCGCUCUACUGCAAAUCCACUUCUUUCUUUAAGGCGGCAGAGACCUAAUGCGUUGUUCCCACGACGCAACUUAUUUAAACAACCAGAACCUGAACCGGAGGAAGAAAUUAAGGAAAAUGAACAAAAGGUUGAAAACAGCGGAGAAGAUGUCGAGGAGGAUGAAGAAUUUGAAGGAGACAAUGACUAUGAAUCUUCCAACAGAAAGGAACAACAAGUAUCCACACCAACUACACCAGCAACAAAAAAAUCUAAUGCAGUACAAAUACGACCCUUCACUUUCAGACGUCGUACAAAGCGUCAAGUUGAUUAUGGAAAUAGGAAGUUUUCCAACUUUAGAAGACCAGGAGCUAGAAGUACAAGUAGGCCUGAAACAGAACCUGAAACCGAAGCACCUGUAACACAAAAACAAAGAACGGCUAACAGAUACAGCUCUAGAAUUUCGACCAAUACUAGGGCGACAACCGCAGCUUCUCCGAAAUCUUCAGCUAGACAGCCUUUUAUUGUCCGAGGAGAAAGUAGAGUUACGACAACAGCAGCUCCUGCUUACAGACGAGGAAAGACAAGGCCUUCAUCAAGAACUACAACUAUUUCAUCAAGGCCAAAAGCACCUAGAUUAUCAAAGAGUUCAGAAAGGACAAGAUCCAGUAGUUCUAGGUCCAACGGUAGAUCACGAACUCGUACAACUACUAGUAGAGCUUCGAGCAGACAAAGAGGAUCUCACGAGAAUUUCAGCGGAGAGAGGUACAACAAUUAUAACAACAUUGUGAAUGAUGGAAAAUUCACUAUCACUCACCAUAUUCCUACUGAAGUAACUAUUCCAAUUGUUAAUGGCAAAAUAACAGAGUACAAAAGCGUUAUAUCCGCUACAACUAAGUUAGACACAUUGCUUCAAAAUCAAGUAUCUACUUCUAUUGGCCCACUGGGUCCUCAAUUAGUUCUUGUUUCUGAAGCCACAGAAGUAGUUGAGAAUGGUGCAACAAAAUUGAUUAAAUUCCUUCUUCACGCGACUCCUACUACUACUGUGAUUUUUACGCCAACCACUAUUAGAGGACGUAAAACAUCCUACUCCCAUAUUUUACCAAGCACUGUUUACAAUGUAGAGCCAGUUACACAGACUAUAACACCGGAAAUUAAUGCAAAUGUUCCAUUAGCUAACCUUUUGCUUUCUCAACUACUUCUUGGCAAUCAACAGCCUGCAAUCAACCCUCUCUUAGCACUUCCAGGACAGGGCUUGAUUCCGCAGCAACCAGUAGUACAAACGCCUGUAACAGAAUACAAAACACGCACCACAACUUACGUUACAACUAUCGUCGAUAAUAGGGAAACUGUUUUGACGGUUACUUUUAGAGCUACACCAAUAGAAACAACGAUUAUAGAUCCCACGACAAGUGUGGUCACUGCUACUGAAUAUAUUACUGAAACGGUGGUAACUACACCUACUGCUUUAGCAGGACCUCAACCUCAAUUCAAUUCUUUACUCCUACCUUUAUUACUUCAACAACAGCAACAGCAACAAGCUGCUGCCGUCCCUCUGCAAACCGCUAACCCUCUUCUAGGGAUUGCAACGCCAGGUCUCGGAACUUCGGACCUCAGUCUCCUCCAAAACAAUGUAUUAAGCAACGAUAUAUACAGUAAUAGCCCAAAGCCUAAUAUUCUGUCGGAUUUAAAUAGUAACGAAGACUUUUCUGAAGAUGUUGCGGAUUAUAAGGAAGAUGCACCUCCUCCGCCUCCUCCUAAACGUGUACGAAAUAAGCCAAAAGCACCUAAGCCACCUCCACCAAAAAAAACAAGCGUAGUUACGUUAUAUGUAUCAGGAAGACAUCCUGGAGAAUUCAGCACAGUUCUUUCCACAGUUGUAACAGAUGACACCCAAACGAUAAGGAAACGUGAGGCAAUUUAUUACGAAGAUGUCGAUAUCCAACCAUCUGUUCUGCCUACAGUCUCUGAGUUAUUGAGCUCACAUGAUGAUAGCAAUUUAGAUAACUCAAUCGUAUCUGAUAUUGAAAGCUACUUGGAAAACAAAAAUCAGGCAGAAACUCAGAGUCUUGAGAGCAUCGUAGGAGAAGUAAAUAAGCACAUUAAAUACGACGCAUCACCAACAUACGUUGUGAAAUUAGUAAACCCAUCUGCGAUUACAGAUAUACAGAGUUCUGUGGAUGAAAUAUCAAUGCUGUUAGGACUCGAACGCAGCCUCGAGAGUAGUGACGCCUUUUUGUUUCGCAUCACAGCAAAAAAGUCAUCUACUCCCGCUAGAGCAAACAUCGAGGAUGCGCUACAAUGCCGUGCAUUCAACUCAAAUGGAAUAGUAUACGACAAUUCACCAUGGCGACCUGGUCGGGAAAUGGAUUUAGUAGACCGACCAUUGACAGAGGAAGACGAGAGGAAAAUGAAGAAUCUUGCUACCAGGAUCAUGAACAAUGGAGUAGAAGUUCUAGUGAAGGAUAAGAGUGCAGAUGCUAAACAAGAUCAGCGCAAGCUUAAAUUCAUUCAUAUAACACCAUUGAAACAUCACCAUGGCAUUGGAAACUCGCCACCUAAGCAGUUGCUAUCAUCAGCUGUCGCCACAUUCGUGAACCAGCAACAAAUGACUGCAUUAUUCCCACUCCAUCAUACAAUGAGACAUAACUACAUCAUCAAGACUUGUAUGACUACAUACACGUACUUAACAACUAUAGUUCAUAACAAAAGAAGCGCUAUAUCUACGUUUGAAACUGUAGUAUCGGUUGUUACUACUGAGUCUUUGACAGACCCUUUCCAUGCUAUGGCAGAAGUAAAUCCGACAAAAACAAAAUAUAUGGAAAUGAAGACCAUUCAACCAUCAGCACCAAGUCAUAUGUUCAUGAGUAAUUUUCCCAAAAUCGAUAAACGAGUAGACAACGCUCAAGUUGAUGUCGACGGCUUCGAACUAAUACAACCUUCAGAAUCUGGUCAUGUUCCUUGUACAACAUCCUGCUCUUGCAGCCAUACAAAAACCGAAGGUUUGAGGACAAGAUAUCCUAACCCACAUGACCAUUCUAUUGCAUCUUCAAUAUAUGGAAUGAAGACUUCGAAAUACGGAGCCAGUAAGUUAGAUUUACGACCCACGAAAGUUGAAUCUAUUGACAAGAAAACCCAAUAUGGUCCUUAUGAAUAUGAAGAUACCCAACAAGCACCAACUGACAGAAUUGUAGAAAAAUACACAGAAGUGAUCAAUGAAUAUUCUGAUGAAAAAGAUAGUAAUUCCUUUGCGCAAGGUGAAUUAUUAACUAAUGAACAAGCUCCUAACCAACAUUUAAAAACUAAUAAAGUAUCUACUAAAACUCCUGAAAAAAACAAACCUGAAAAGCUACAAAAACCAAAUAAAAACAAAGUACUUGUAGCUGACUUGUUAAAACUGGGCUCUCUAGGAAUCAAAGGCUUAUCCCAGUUAGCGCCAGUAAUUGAGAAAAUGACUGGAGGGUUAUUAAAACGUCAGGAUACUAAUAAAAUAACGACAACUACGACAACUUCAAAACCAGUGACAAAUUUGACGCCUUAUCACGUUAAUAAAAGAGUCGAUAGCGAAAUUGAGUCCAAGCAAAGCAGUUUCCCAAUCUAUAUACCAGUUGACGAGUUAGAGACGUCGGAAUCUCAAAUUGUAUUCACAAACGUUACGUUGCAUCAGAACCUAGCGUGGGCUGCGGAGCAUAAGCAACCUAAAUCACAUAUCGUCCCACCUAAAAUAAUCCACGAAAGCCCUCUUGUAAAUGGCGGAAUACCUAUUAGCCCUGGUGAAAUAAUUACGGCUAAUUCCGAUGUGAUUGUUGGUAAACCAGCUGUAGGCGGGCCAUUAACCUUGGCCGCUAGUGGAAUUAGGUUACAUAAUCCAGUCAACCCACCGCCGAUCGAUAGUUUCGUAGCAGGCAGUGAACAGUACUUUGUAAAAAGUAAGCCUGUAAGUGAGCAAUCUUCUAACAUUCAAGUGGAUGACUCGUUUGAUUUAAGACCCCCUGAAUUACCUAAGCCCACGCCCAAACCUAUUAGAAAUCGCCCUGUUCCUCCAUCUUUGCCUUCUUUUGUUCCUCCUUCUCCACAACCACCAAAUAAAAUUCAUCAGCGAUAUCCACACCCGCCUCAAAUUCUCCAUUCGUCAGACCAGAUGAUGAAGACACAACACAUCAAGACUAAUAAUCCCAUCUUAAGCAACCACGGAAGACCAGCUUUCUUAGACUAUAUUCCUUCAUUAGGCAAACCAAAUGCGCCGACUAAGCAUGUUGAAUUCAAGCCUGUUGUUGAAGAUAGUAGCGAAGAAAGAGACAAUAGUCCAAGUUCUUCUGAAAUUGUUAAUACCAGAGUAACACUAGAUGGACAACUAAUCCGGGCAAAUAACCCUGUAAGCAAUCCUGAUGUAGUACACAAACCAUUCUUAGUUGAUAUUCAGCCUUCUAAAGUAGCUAAUGUAUUAAUUCCACAUGGAAGUGCGACCGCUUUAGUAUUCGCUGGGUCUUCAGAACCUCACAAAACUGGAGAAUAUAUUGACGAUCCUUUGCCUUAUCCUGAACCCGGUUAUUUCGGAAGUUUCAGUAUUGACGCUCCUCAAAUGACAAAUGUUCAUAACGUUGCGCCGAAUAAUAAACCAUUUUCGGCAAAACCAAGUAUUCAUCCUCCAAUGGAUAAUUACAAACUGAAUACAUCACCACCGUUCAAAGACCAACCAUUAAGAAAUGACUUAAAACUGAAAUGGAAAGAUAAUAAACACCCAAUAGAUUACAAUAAUAUUCCACCUCCUACGAGUAAUCAAGAAACGCAUUUACAAGUUGGUCCACAAAUAACUGCUUAUAAUCCAGAUGUCUAUCGACCUAAUAAUGGUGAUUUUGAUAAGUACAAAUUUAUUAGAAAUAAUGAUAAGUUCAAAGAUGGGAAAGAAGUUAUCGAUAAGGAAUAUGAAAAUUAUUUAGCUGUGCCACCACCACCUCCCGGAAUGCAGUUCCAUAAGGAACCUCAUUAUGAUAAUAAAAACAAGCCUUACAAUCAACGACCUAUCAUUCACACUAAGCCAAUACAAGAUAUGAAAGUUUUCUUGAACAUUCAACAUCCAGUGCCUAAACCAAGUUCAGAAUCUCAACCUCCCAAAGUAACUUCUGAGAUUUACUUUGCAGCACAAGCUCCAAACAGCAAACCUACUCCAACGUACACCAUUCACAUGCCUCCAUCUCAACCUACUUAUGGUAAUGUAUAUAAUGUACCUAAUUCUAUGAACCAUCAUAAAUUCCCGAGCACAAAUGUAGGAACUUCAAGCAAUUCCUUUACAGUGGUUUCAUCACCUAACUUCGCUAACAAAUCAAUAUUCGCCAAUGAUAUAAACAGUAACGAUAAUACGUACACAGUUACUCUCAAUACUGCUACAAAUGUAGCUAGUAAUGUUGGAGAGACUGGACAAGUUAUUGGUUCAAGCGUACCGGUUGCUAUAGGAACUUCUUCAAAUGUUGGACAAUUAAAUGCUGAUAUACCUAUUGGAACUAACUUUGCUAUACGAGUCGAAGAUUCUUCUCCAGUAGAAAGCUAUGGGCAGCAUAGACAUCCUUCAGUAGUUUAUAACAAUCAAGUCAAUGAACCCGAAAUAGCUGUCGGUGACAACCGGUGGAACUUAACUUCGAAUGACAAUGCAGGAUCUAAAUUCGAAGGUACUACUAAGAAUCAUUACUUUAAUCAAGGUUUCUCGGAAAGACCAAUUCAGAAAGUUGUAGAGCCAUUCGUUGCACCAACCUUGAACAGCCAUGCCAACUUCCCUAUGAUGAGUGAAACGACAAGUAAACCAAGUUCUUACGAAGACGUGAAACCAGUCACAGAGGAAAUAGACGAUAUCAAGAAUUCUGACCAGAAGAGACCUCCAAAACUGAUACCGAACAUUCCUACUAACUCUCAUGGAUGGUAUUCGAGUAUAUUUUCUAACGAGAAUAAUAUAAAUAACAUUAAAGUUGAAGCUACGACUAGAAAGAUUAUACCUCUGUUACACGAGUACAAUGAAGAUACCAUAUCUGAUUUCGGACAGAAGAUAACUAGUAUUGGCAAGCCUCCCUCUGAUUUUUGGGCACAGACACAAAUUCCACCACAAGUGCCUAAUAAUAAAAAUAAAUUUAAUAUUGGUAAACCAUUCACAAGACAUCAAACUACUGAAAAACCAUCUUCUACAGCCGCUUUAUUUACUUCAAAGCCUUACAAUCCAAAUUAUAUUCCAUCAUACUUUGGUGGCAUCAAACAACCAGCCUAUGACAUACCAGUAAGAGACAAUAGUGACGAGACUACAACGACCAAAACUUCAGAAAAAAUUAAACCUGUUUAUGAGAAUUCUGAAGAAAUUUACGAUGGUGAAGACGAAGAAUUGAACAACAAUGGUGAAAAUGAAGGAGAAGUGAGCCAAGAAUCUAUGCGAAUACCCAUUGUGAGUGCUUCUAAUGAAGACAAAGCACCAAGUUAUAAAUCUACUACAGACCUAACUUUAACGAAAGAUGACCAAUUGGAGAAAAAUAAAGAUACUCAAAUGAACGAAAACGGUCAGUUUGUUCAAUUUAAUCCCGGAACACAAACUGAGAAACCAUUUGGAACUUACAAUAAAACAACGUUUACCUCCAACACUAUUAAGCCUAUUUAUGACAACCAGAAACCUAGACCUUUUACUACAAAUACUUUAUCUACAUUAGAUCAUCAAUUGCAACAACCACACUGGCAGAUCAAUCAUUUAAUGGUCAACUCUACGAACAACAUGUCUUAUGAAGACGGUUUUGAACUAAACAUUGGAGAAGAAAUGAGUAAUCCAACAUCAUCAAAGCCUAUAAUAUCACCUCAUGCUCCUUAUAACUCAGGAUCUGAAAACAAAUAUAAUAGGAGACCACAGAGGCCAAUCUUCAUAUACAAUCAUGAAAAGAAUCACGCUAAUGAUUCUAAUAUCAUUACUUCAACUGUACACAUUAAUGACAAGAAACCGUUAGUUAUAGAAGAUAUUCUAAACAACUCAACAGAACCACCCAUUUCUUUGACAACUAUAGAACUCAAUCGCUCUUCGAGCGAAAUUAUUGACCUUUCUCCUCCUCCGCCAACAAUGGAAUAUAGCUUUAAACCUUCCACGAACGAUGAAAUGAUUAUGGGUAUGAGUCCACCUCCGCCUAGGAUAUCUCAACCGCCCAGAUUACCUCAGCGAACUCCACCUACUCCGAGACCAAUACUCAACAGGACGCCACUUUAUAGAACCAAACCACCCAGAACGUUGCCUCCUAGAGUACCAACUACGUCGAGACCUAUUAGAAGACCAACAAACAGAGAUGAAGUCUCUACUUACAGACCAGUGUAUGAUGUAUUGAACAAUAUAAGGCGACCAAUUUAUAAUAAAGAUCAGCCUUCCGUUCAAAUGCUACCACCACCAAGAGACGUCCCAUCAAGGUUGACUCCAGUUAAUGAUCCAUCACCAACACUAAACAUUCAUUCUAUUCCUAAUGUGGUGUUCCCAACGCCUAUAUCGUCAGGCUGGCUUACAUCAUCUGGUGUAGAAUUCUCGUCAAGCUUCGAUUUUGGCCCUACUUCAGUUCAAUUCCCAGAACCUGAAAAAUCGAGUGUGCUAUCGCUACCGGAAGUAUCACCGACAGAUAAUUCUUAUUCUUACGAAGUGCCCUCAUCAUCUGAACGCAAUGAUGAGAUUAGCACUGACAACGUUAAUCAAGACAAACACAGUACAUUUAAGGAAGUUAGUAUUGAAUCUACAACUAAGAAGACUACUUCAAGUGAAGAAUUAAAUAUAAGUGAUUCUUUUGGCAGUGAAUCGAGCCAUGAAGACACAACUACAGAUAAAAUGAAGAUUAUUCAUAUUGGAAAUAAGUAUAAUAGAACUAGAAAGCCUUAUCCAAUUAAACAAGAUGAUAAGAAAAGUACCACCAGUAAAUAUAAAAUACCUUCCAAACCUCCAACAACACUCAAACCACCUAAAAUACGUCCAGAUGUGCUAUAUCCGUCAAGAGUAGUACCGUCUAGAAGGCCACUUAGACCGCAGCCUUCCAGGCUGCCAGUGACUUCAAGUGUUAUUGAAGGUUCCGAAUCAUCAAUCGAAGAUGAUUUUGUAAAACCAACAGAAGUAUUAAAUUAUAACAUAUCACCAACUCCUGUUUUAUCAGAAAGCACUAAUCUUAUUGCAAAAUUACCAUCCAGUGCAGUGACUCCUAGUAUAGAUGAAGUAAUACCGAGCGUACAACCAAUUAAUCAUGCGGGCAAUGAAAUAAAGAUAUCAGAUGAAAUUGUGCCAACAAAGACAGAAUUCAGAACAACAGUAAUUACUCUAACUAAGACGUUAUUAGAGCCCCCAAGAACUGUGUCAAGUAUCGGUUAUGUGAACUUAACACAUACAUUAACGGUAACCCACACUAUGACCAGUUUAGUAAGCAAAUCUGAAGGAGCUGUCACUCAGACUCUAAUAUUAACUAAUACACGUACGUCUACAAUAGUAGAUGUUGUUACUGAAAUCCAGACGCAAGUACAGCCUACUACGAUAAUUGAGACUGUGACAAAGCAUUUGCCUGUGGCUCAUGUUGAACCAACUCCUGUUCAUGAAAUACCAGCGAAAACUAAAACUCCACUUGAUGAUUUAACAAUGUCUUCUGAAGAAGAGAAUCUUAUUAUUAAGGAUGAAACCACAGAAAAUAUACAAAAGAUUCACACUGACUCUGAAGGCGAUAGUGAUACUUUCUUUGUUGUUAUGAAUAAAUCGCAAAAUGGUGGUAAAGUACCUCCUAUACAAACUGAAUUGGAAACUGGCGAAUAUGAUAUCACUAGAAACGAACAAGUUAAUAGUAAUGGUGUGUCGCAAGUACUAUUUGGUGAAAUUCUACUAGCUGGUACACCUUACCUUGAAACUACGAACGUCGUUGCUCCAGGUAUAACGUACUUGAAAGAAUGUCAACCAGAUUGCAAAGCAUCGAGGAAUGAACGAUGCCAGAGAAUUGACGGAAUGAUGAAAUGUAUUUGCAGACCUGGUUUUGCUAGAAUGUUCCCUGACAGACCUUGUAAACCAACCUACACAUACUCUGUAAAACUAGCUCUUGGCACCCAAGGCAACGAACGUCUAAGAUUCCACGAGAACCUAUCAGACAAUUCAAGCAAACAAUACCAUGCGCUGGCUGUAGCCACUCACGAAGGCAUAAAUAGGAUGAUCAUGCAAUCUGACCUUAGAGAUGUCUACCAUGGAGUGCAUAUUACUGGAUUCCAUCCUAUUGAAAUAAAAGACGGUGGAGAAAACUUCCAGGGUGUAAUGAACGACUUCUAUGUACAGCUAUCUGAUAACGCGCACGAAAGCCGUCUGAAGGAAGUCAUAGAAAAGUACUUGAGGAACAAUAACUACAGUCUUGGUGGCACAGAUGUGCAUGCGGCAGGUGACUUAGUGGAAAAAUUGGAUGUUAGCGAUUUUGAUGAAUGCACAAGCGCCCAGUUCCACGAUUGUUCAGAGCAUGCUCAGUGCUUCAACCUCCGAGGCACCUACACUUGCAGCUGUCAUGAAGGUUUCGCUGACCUCAGUGUCAACACGUUGUAUCCUGGCAGAAUUUGCUCUGCGGAACCUGUGGGUUGCGAGCGUUGCAACUACCACGGCACCUGCUACUCCCGUGACGAUCAGCGGGUACUAUGUGAAUGCUUCCAGUGGUACGCUGGAAGCAGCUGCCAUAUAAACUUGAAAGUGGUCCUGAUCUCCUUGGUGGUCCUAGGAGCUCUUCUUACAGUGGUGUUAGCAGUAUGCGCUAUCGUGGCCUGCAGGAAACCACGACCGCCGCCUCGCUCCAUUGUCACUUGCAUUCAGAGCAUGCCUUCUUUACAUCAGGUUAGUUUUUAUGAUGAUAUUGCGGGGAUUGCAGAUACGGUACGCGAUGGAACUAAUGAACUCAUGUGCGUGGAACGUAAAAUAACAACCAAAUUUGGGUAA